Molecule: messenger RNA, 1373 nt
Organism: Megalops cyprinoides (Indo-Pacific tarpon)
Lineage: Eukaryota; Metazoa; Chordata; Actinopteri; Elopiformes; Megalopidae
Gene: gp1bb
Product: glycoprotein Ib platelet subunit beta
Exons: 2
Coding region: 277-906 (209 amino acids)
Source: RefSeq, a predicted model, not a curated record
AGUCAUUACAUCCACUCAGUUCCGGACACAGUGUCCUCCUGUCAACAUUGUUUGACAUUAUUUUGAGGCCAACUUCCCGCUCCCACAUGGAGUUGUGGCAGUGGGUGCAGUGUCACUGUUGUGUUUUAUGCAACGUGUUUCCUGUUUCCUAUCGCACGUCAGAGGGGGUUUUAUCAGCGUGUGCCAGCCGUGGCUUCAUAGCACUCAGCCCCUCUCCAUGCAACAAGGAACACAGUCCCCACGGCAACAUCUUCUCAUAAGCAAAUAAAAGGACUCAUGGAAAUGAGGGGUAGUCCACUGUUUCUUAUCCAGCUCCUGUAUCUCCUGCUCCCCCUGCUGGUGAGUGAAGGAUGCCCCUUGUACUGCAGCUGCCGCAACAGAAGAGUGAUCUGCAGCGGCCGUAAACUCACCAGCGGCAGCCUGCCCACCGCCUUCCCUGCGGACACCGUCGAGAUCCAACUCCACGACAACAGGCUGACCUCCCUACCCAACGGCCUGCUGGACCCCCUGACUCACCUACGCUCCGUCUCCCUCCACGGCAACCCCUGGGUGUGUGACUGCGGUGUGCUCUAUCUUCGCAGCUGGCUGCUGAAGCAGGAGGACCGCAGCCUCUACCGCAAUGUGACCUGCAAUUCCCCUCCGGGCCUGCAGGGGAGGCUGGUCAUGUACCUUGUGGAGGAGGAGGUACUGGACUCCUGCCAGUAUUGGUAUUGCAACCUGGCACUGGCCUCCCAGCUCGCCCUCUUCAUCUUAAUUGGAGUGCAGGCUGUCUUGCUUGUCUUCCUCAUUUACUUCCUCCGCCGCUAUGAGAAGCUGUCCCGAGAAGCUAGGCACACAGGAGAGGAGAGCUUUGCGGGCGGGGAGACAGAAAAUGAGUAUGUGCUGUUGAAGGACAGGACAGCCUAAGUAGUGGGACCAGGGUGAUGACAGACUGCAGAGGGGAAACAGCAAAGGACACAGUAGGUGUUGCAAAAAAGAUGGGACCACCUGAAAGGCAGGGCUAAGGAAGGGUGAGUGGGGGUCAAUCUGGGCAGGAGCAAUAGAAAGAGAACUGCCCCAGGAAACAAAGGACCAAUAGCACUGAAGGAAGACAACUAUGCAACAACUAUGCUGGAGAUGGACAGCAAAAUUCCUAUUCACAUUAUGUUAGUCUUUUAUGUAAGGAUCAUGUCUUUGUAAAGUGUAUCUGCCUCAAGUCUUUGAACUUUGGUACUAUGCCACUGCUAAGCUCUACUAUGGCCUCAUUACCUAAAACGGAUACACCUACUGAGGGACUUCUUUCUAUUCUAAUUCUGAAAUGUAUGACCAAAAUGCCCUCAAAGCAUGGCUUUUUGAUUAAUUUUAUGAGACCAAAUAAAGACACAAGUGUUAUU